ACUGCGUCCUGCCUUGAGCUCCAGUUUACUGCUUCGACAAAGAAGCAGAAGCCGUCAAUAUGGCUGACCUGGGAAAGAAAUACUGUGUGUACUGCCUGGCAGAUGUAACCAAUUUGCGCCUUCGAUGCACGGAAUGUCAGGACAUUGAGCUAUGCCCAGAGUGCUUUUCCGCCGGCGCAGAAAUCGGGGGGCAUCGGCGGGGGCACGGCUAUCAGCUGGUGGACGGAGGGCGCUUCACCCUUUGGGGUCCCGAAGCGGAGGGAGGCUGGACUAGCAGGGAAGAGCAGUUGCUACUCGAUGCAAUCGAGCAGUACGGCUUUGGAAACUGGGAGGACAUGGCUGCUCAUGUUGGACCCUCCCGUACACCCCAGGAAGUGAUGGACCACUACGUUAAUAUGUACAUACAUGGCAACUUAGGCAAAGCCUGUAUUCCAGACAGUAUACCAAAUCGGGUUACAGACCACACAUGUCCCAGUGGAGGACCCCUCUCUCCAAGUCUGACAACCCCACUACCACCAUUAGAUAUUUCAGUAGCAGAACAGCAGCAGUUGGGCUAUAUGCCAUUACGUGAUGACUAUGAGAUAGAAUAUGACCAAGAUGCUGAGACCCUCAUCAGUGGACUUUCUGUGAAUUACGAUGAUGACGAUGUAGAGAUUGAAAUGAAACGUGCCCAUGUGGAUAUGUAUGUGCGUAAACUAAAAGAAAGACAGCGUCGGAAGACGAUUGCUCGGGACUACAACCUAGUGCCAGCAUUCCUUGGCAAAGAUAAAAAAGAAAAGGAAAAAGAAAAAGACAAGGCAGUUACUGGGAAUGCGACCCCUUCAGCCACAGCAGCAACUUCAGCAACUGUCAAAAGAAAAAUUACCAAGGAGGAGAAGGAGCAGCGACUCAAGCUGCGACCUCUUUGCCAGUUUAUGGCCUUUCGGGAACUUGAAGAAUUUUUUGAAAACAUGCACAAGGAACGCCUUCUGCGAGCAAAGAUUCGUGAGCUGCAGAGGUAUCGACGCAAUGGCAUUACUAAGCUUGAUGAGUCUGUGGAGUUUGAAGCAGCUCGUCAUAAAAGAGAGAAGCGUAAAGAGAAUAAAAGCGUGAACCAGUCCAAGAGAGGUGGCAGUACAGGUGGUGGAGGGAGCAGUGGCAUAAAAGAGGACGGAAAAGAUACUGAGUUUGCUGCCAUUGAGCAUCUUUCAGGGUUUGAGCUGUUAUCUGAGCGGGAAAAAGUGCUCUGUAACUCUCUCAAUCUCAGUCCAACUAGUUACUUGACUGUGAAAACGAUAAUAAUAAAAGACCACUUGCAGAAACGUCAAGGAAUCCCAUCUAAAAGCCGUCUCCCAAGUUACCUGGACAAAGUCAUUAAAAAAAGGAUUUUGAACUUUUUGACAGAGAGUGGCUGGAUAUCUAGGGAUGCAUCCUGAUGUUAUUUUUUUCUUUGAAGCAAAGACCUUGUGUACUUUGUUCUGCCAAUUCCACAAAUUCCAUAACCGAGCGGAUUAUUUUUUAAGCUGUUGUUUACUGAAAAUGGACUUUCUGGAUUUGCAGCUAUCUCUUUUUUCCAUAUAGGAAUCAAAAGUAAGGUGGAGAAAUGUUCCCUGUACUCUGUUUUCUGUAAUAGUUCAGAAAUUCAAAAAGGAACAUAACUGUUUCCUAUGGGCAGCUAUAAGAUAUUUUGUAAGGUGCCAACUUACACUUAUGAAACUCGCAUGGCAAAAGAUGAAAAGUUUUGUUUUUUUAUGUUUGCCAACAUUUGGUUGUUGCAUGAUAACUGAAGCAUUUUAAAAUAAGAAAAAAUAUUAAAGGGACAAAAAAUUCUGCUUCAGGCUUCACUUGUGAUCCAUUUGUAGUGAAAUAUUACAAAAAUAAUUUAACUUGGCUAGAAAAUUAUGUUGUACACAAUUUUUUAGGGU
Erpetoichthys calabaricus (reedfish) is the source of this 1904-nucleotide messenger RNA. RefSeq names its product transcriptional adaptor 2B (gene tada2b). The coding region runs from base 60 to 1415 and encodes 451 amino acids. NCBI's taxonomy places the organism in Eukaryota, Metazoa, Chordata, Cladistia, Polypteriformes, Polypteridae. Gene Ontology annotation, biological process: chromatin remodeling; regulation of transcription by RNA polymerase II. Gene Ontology annotation, cellular component: SAGA-type complex; nucleus. The record is from RefSeq and is a predicted model, not a curated record. Gene Ontology annotation, molecular function: chromatin binding; transcription coactivator activity; zinc ion binding. The transcript has 2 exons.